Molecule: messenger RNA, 1674 nt
Organism: Rotaria sp. Silwood2
Lineage: Eukaryota; Metazoa; Rotifera; Eurotatoria; Philodinida; Philodinidae
Source: the annotation of a GenBank genome assembly
AUGUCUGCGAUGACAACGGAAGGGGCUAUCGUAUCUCGAACGUUGAUCAUUGACAAUAUAUAUCCGUACUCUACAUCUCAAAAGCCGAUCGUAGGAGUGAAUUAUCAAUACCCUGGUCCACCAAUCGAAGCGUACGAAGGUGAUACUCUGGUGAUUCGUGUAAUCAAUAAACUUCCACAGCCGACGACGGUUCAUUGGCAUGGAAUUUCUCAAAACGGUACACAAGACAUGGACGGUGCGGUGGGAGCUACGCAAUGCGCCAUUUCUCGUAAUGGUGAAAUGACAUACAUAUUCAAAGCUUCACCUGCAGGUACUGCAUGGUACCAUGGUCAUCACUUGGAUCAAUAUGCAGACGGCUUAAUUGGUCCAUUGAUUAUUCGUCGACAAGUAGAGCCGAAUCAGCAAUACUAUGAUACUGAGCGUAUACUGAUGGUAGCUGAUUGGUACAAUGAACUUGCACGAACAAAGUUAUUAUCUUGGUUUUUAAGCACAAACAAUCCAAAAGGCAUCGAACCCAUACCUGAUGCUAUUGUUGUAAAUGGGAAAUUUUCUGAAUCGUUGUUCGUACCAACCAACGGUUCAAAACGAAUCCGUUUUAGAAUCAUUAAUGCUGCAGCAUUUUCCAUGUAUACUUUUUCAAUUGAUGGAUUACCAUUACAUAUUAUUGAACUUGAUCAAACACCUGUGGAACCAUACACUGUGUCCUCCGUGGUUAUUAACGUUGCUCAACGAGUUUCUUGCUUUGUAAAUUUGGAUGAAUUUGAUCAAAGCCUUGUACCUGCUGAAGUGCCACCGACAAAAUCAAUUUACAUUCGAUUUCAAGCUAUGGCAGACAUGUACCCAGUUGAUAUUAGAAGCUAUAGAGCUCCAUAUGCAACUCCACGUUAUCCUUAUCCGAUAUAUUUCAAUCCAUUAUUCUUGGGUAUUUUAUCACUUGAUUCAAAGAAUUCUUUGCCUACAUAUCCAGUCUAUGACGAACGAAUCGGAUCGAGGAAUCCAGAUUCAGAAGAUAUCAAUCUUUUAGGUGCUCGACCAUUCUAUCGAGCAAACAAUAUAGUUCCGGAUGCAACCCAUUUUCUAAAACUUGUCAUUACAAUUGGCCCAGAUUCCAGCAACAUCAGUCGUGCAUAUUUUAACAAUGUCUCGUAUGGUUCUGAUAUGAAUCGCGCUGGUCAGAAAACAACCAAUAAGAAAUGUUUAACAUCGGACACAUUACCGCUACUCCAUCAAAUGGCAAUGACGCCUAACGGACUUGGCAUUCCAUCUCCAAUCAUGACAAGAGACAGUCCAUUACUAGUUAUACAGAGUGAUGGAAAUGGACACUACUUAAUUCCAUAUGGAGCCGUCGUCGACAUACUUUUGGAAAAUAGAGAUGAGGGUGAACAUCCAUUUCAUAUUCAUGGUUAUGAAUUUUGGGUCAUAUCAACUUCUGAAAAUCCUCAAGCCGAAGAAUUGUAUCGUGGAGCAUAUCUACAACGAGACACAGUUAGCGUACCAGGUUCAGGCUGGGCCAAGAUACGACUUUUAGCCAAUAAUCCAGGUGCUUGGCUCUUUCAUUGUCACAUUGAAUGGCAUAUGGAUGCUGGACUCAUUGUAGCUUUUAUAGUUGGUCCCAAUGCGUUGCUAGCACAAGGCUACAAAAUUACACCUAUUCAAAAGCGUAUGUGCCAAUAA